CCUGGGCCUCACUGAGAAGAGGACAUUAGAUUACAGACCAUCUAAUGAGCUCCUUGGUAGCUAAGAAAGAGCUUCACAAAUGAGAGGAGCCUGGAAUAAGCCCUAUUUUGAAAUACCUAAUUUUCUUAAAUAUUCUAGAGAUUUUGACAUCCAGCCCUAUUAUACUCUGUCUUAUUUCAUAUGAUGGCUUUUUCCUAAAUGUUUUGGGAAAAUGAAGGUAAGAAACAACUUGGCGCACCAGUCCCAAGGCCACCCAACUGCGCUAAAUAUGGAGAAACCCAAAGGUCCGCCGAUCCCGUGGCAAGCUCCGCCCACAUGCGCGGUGCCGCGAGAGUAACGCCUCUGGAAGUGCGUCGCGUCUGUGCGCACGCGCUCUUCUGUCUCUCUUGACCUCUGACCCACCAGCAACCCUUGAGCUGGUCCCACUGGGUCGGGAAGCGGCACCCGUCCCCCUAAGGUGGAGCGGCCGCCAUGGCCAAGUACCUGGCCCAGAUCAUUGUGAUGGGUGUGCAGGUGGUGGGCAGAGCCUUUGCCAGGGCCCUGAGGCAGGAGUUUGCAGCAAGCCAGGCAGCAGCUGAUGCUCGAGGUCGUGCUGGGCACCAGUCUGCAGCUGCAUCCAAUCUCUCUGGCCUCAGCCUCCAGGAAGCCCAACAGAUUCUUAACAUCUCCAAGCUGACCCCUGAGGAGGUCCAGAAGAAUUAUGAACAUCUAUUUAAGGUGAACGAUAAGUCCGUGGGUGGCUCUUUCUACCUGCAGUCAAAGGUUGUCCGUGCAAAGGAACGCCUAGAUGAGGAACUCCGGAUACAAGCCCAGGAAGACAAAGAAAAAGGGCAGAGGCCCAAAACGUGACUGCUGGGCUCUCCACACCCCACCCAUUGCCUCAUAAUUUAUAGCCUGGUAAUAAAUGUCUUCUCUGUGUUUCUCCACUCCA
This is a messenger RNA of Grammomys surdaster, 931 nucleotides long. RefSeq names its product presequence translocase associated motor 16 (gene Pam16). The record is from RefSeq and is a predicted model, not a curated record. NCBI's taxonomy places the organism in Eukaryota, Metazoa, Chordata, Mammalia, Rodentia, Muridae. The transcript is spliced from 5 exons. Gene Ontology annotation, biological process: protein import into mitochondrial matrix. The coding region runs from base 472 to 849 and encodes 125 amino acids. Gene Ontology annotation, cellular component: TIM23 mitochondrial import inner membrane translocase complex.